UUCUUCUUUCUUUUGAUUGAUAACAGUAUAUUGUUUUAUGUAAUUCUGUUCAAUAUGACUUGCAUUUGAGUCCCAACAAGGAUGGAAACGCGUGAGAAAGGCAGCUAGGUGGGGAAAACAAGAAAAAAACUACUGUAACCAUACAGCUUUUUUCUUAUUUCCACGUUGCCAUUGCCAAAUCUUGUGAUUGAACGAUAAUCUCGAAAAUACAUUUGCCCAGAAAUGUUGGUCAAUUGCCCAGAAUGGCUUUAUAUUGGCUUUAUGCAGUGGAUUCAGUCUCCAGGAGUUUGUGUCAAUAUAAUAAUAUAAUACAAUCCAACGGUUUUAAAGUGCUUUGUAAAGCACUUAAGCACAGUGGUUUUAUUACUUUUUAUAUCAGUAAACUGCUUUUGACACUUUAGGACGGUAAUAUUUUAAAAAAGUGACUUCCACUACUGUCAUUACGGCUUGAAGUCACUUAACUUAUCAAGUACUGUGCUAAAACGCCACAACAAGAUGUUAUUAAUCUGCAUAAUCCACAUUUCAAUCAAGAAAUAGGAUUUACCUUUUAUAGUCACUAACUUCAUGUUAGCGUUAAUUGUGCAGACAUCACAAAGUAGACCGUUUUAAUUUAAUUUUUGUUCAGCCCAACAUUGAACUUUGACCUAUUUCCAAAUUGUUUUAGUACUUUUUGCUCAGGUGUGUUUAUUGCCUAUAGGUUGUGCUGAAAAAAGGAUCUCUUCUAAUUCUUAUAAUCUCUGUAUAGACGUCUAAACAUAGUAAUGGGGGAAAAGCAGCCUCACGCUCUGUGUUCUAAGGGUUAAUGAACAACUAAUCUCCAUUUGUAGGCCUUAGGCAGGUUGAUGAUUAAACAUAGAAAGACUCAGUAAUGUACUCGGAGUAUUAUGCAGCUAUACUGACACCUGGAAUAAGUACAGCCACAAAUACAUAACAACGUAAAGUGCCAACAAUAUUUCAUGCACAUUUUAAUGAACAUCCACAGUGAGAGAAGCAAACAUCGUACAAUAUAAUGUCUUCCUGUACCAACGAUCCACAGACUUUGUUUUCAUCCCUAAACUCUUCCGCUGCAGGUUCUCUCUCUUUUCCUGAGAUAAAUCUAGCAGCUCCUUCCCCGGGGUUUGUCCCACUGCUCCAAUUAUAGCCUGUCAGACAGAGACGAGCAGCAUUGUCUCUGGCAGACAUGGUGACAUCUGCUAUUGGGCGCUCUGUGUUGGAGGUCCACAGAGACACGGAAGGUCAAGGCUUUUCCUCUUGACCUUGACACGUCCUACUUCUGCCGCUUAACCCCCCAACACCUGUCGACCCAGAGCGAGCGCUCCGUCCGUGAGAGGACAUUUGUCACUCGUCCUCGCUAAGACUCCAUGGAUCAUCUUCACUAGAUGUCGAAUCAACAGUGUCACAACCAGAUUGCCAGAUUUCACAAUGUUGCUCUGGCAACUCCGUUUAAUUUCAAGUAAUAAAAACAUAAUCACUGCAAGCUUCAGAUAUAAUCCUGACUCGGUAGUGUCGCAACCUUUUUUUUUUUUUUUUGAGGUUACAGAGAUUUGCUGUUGAUCCACGGAUCAGGGAGGGACUGGAUCGUCGGCAAAGAGGUUAAAAAGUUGCGUCGACCUGGAGAGGGGAGUGUGUGGAGUGAAACGUCCUGUGGAAAGAAAGUAAACACGGCUCUGGAUGACUGCGGUAUAGCGGCAUGUUUCCAACUCUGUAGGGACUUUAGAUCCAUGGUUCUCAACCUGUGGCACCUGUAGCUCCAGUGGUACUGGAGCUUCCUCUGGUACAGAAAUACUGUUGAAAAAUUAUGAACAAAAUAAUAAUUUGUCACCUCAUCUCUAGCUUUAUGGGAUAUUUUCAAAUGAUAUAUAAAUAAAUGUACACUUUUUGUGGGUUGGGCCUUAGGAAGCUGCCUGCUGAUUGGCUACUGAAUUUUGUGAGUGACAGCUAAAUGGACCAGAAGUUGUCACUUUGCUCGGUCGAUUUACGUCACUGUAUUUUAACGUUGACGAUAAUAGUGGUAAUACUUCAAGAGCUUAGUAUUUAACCAGGUGGUACUUGAUAUAAAAGUUUUUUCGAACCACUGCUGUAGAUGAUUCUAGUCAGGUUUAUAGAUUCUCAGUGUAAAGAAGUCAUUUUUUUAUAUAUAUAUAUUUUCCAUUUACUUCUGUUGGACCACAAUUAUGAAUAUCAAUUUUUCUGUUGCUAAUUAGUAAUUGCAGUUAUUGCACUUGAUGCAGUUAAGCUGAGUUUUUUAUGUUCUUCACAGAAAAUGAUCCAAUAAUUCUGAAGCUGAAAAAAAUGAAAAAAUCUUUCUUUUAGCGAACACUGGAAAUCACACCGCACAAAUUCCACUGUUAAGAGUGGAAGAGUUAAUAGUCAUAGUGUAAUAGUAAUUUGUUACAUUUUCACCUACCAUAGAAGCGUCAGAAUAAAAUCUUUAUGAUUUCAUUGUAUUUCACUGUAUUCACUGUGUGUGUAAAUGCAGGAGAAGAAAAGAACAAUGUUCUAUUUUCUUCAACUAAAGUGUGUCUGAGCUGGACAAUUAGUUAUUGUCAAAUCAAAAACGGCAAUUUGAGAAAAGAUAAUUUAGCAUAGUAUUUCAAAGUAUUUCAAAAAUAUUUUGAUGGUAUCUUAAAUACAAUCAGUAAAUAUGAUAUAAGAAAGGACUCUUUUUUUUUUUACCUAUUUCUUUUCCUCUCACUCCUCCCUUCCUUCUUUCCCUUUUCCCCAGGUGUCCCAGUAAUUCUCCUUAUUCCCCCCCCACAAUGCCCCCAUUUCCCACUCAGUCCGACUAAUAUAUGACAUAUUACCUCCACCGAGGCAUUACUCACCCCACCCGCCCGGCCCGUCCUGCGCUGCACCCCCGACAUCUGUCCCACCCUCCACAACUUCUUCCCUCCUCCUUUCCUCUUGCUGAGUUUAUAAGUCUGCACCCACAACAGUUGCCUCAGAAUGAAAAGCUUGACACACUGAGACAUAACGGGGGUUAGAGAGGGGGAAAAAAGAACCACACACUGGCUGAAGAGUUAAAGAUAUUAACAGAUAUAUCACUAAUAUUCAUCUGAAGCUUCAUCAUGCAUGUGUUCAGCUCCUGGCAUGCGCUGUGCGUGCUCGGCUUCGCGGUUGCGUGCUUGUGUAUGAACGGGAUCCAGUACGAAGACUACCCGUACAACUACGACAAUGAAAUCUCCGAGGACCAGCAGGAGGGGGAUUCUGCGAGCACACCUUGCCCGGCUGUGGAUUUCUCCCGCUGGGACAAGCUUUUCAUCGCUCUGGAGGAUUCGCACAUGAGGCAGAACAUGCUGCUGGAAUCUUUGGAGCAGUGCCGUGGAGGAAUGGUCUCUGUCAAGUCCCAGGUGGAAAGGCUGGCCCGGGGAACGUGCCAGCAGUGCGUGCCCGGCAUAGAGGCAGCGUGCAAGGCAAAGGCGGAGCAGGCGAGCCUCAAGCUGCAGCGAGGUUUGGUGGAGCUCGCACAGGGUGAAGUGGAGAGGGAGAGGAGGUUGAAUGCUACUUUGCACAUGCUCCUGCACAGCAGUCAUGAGGAGAAUUCUCGGCUGAAGCGUCUGGAGAAGGGUCUCAGCCACAGAGUGCCGGUGUCAUCGGGUCCAGCAGAUGGUAGAAUGAGAUACCAACCGACAGCCAGACCUGCAGGUUUGAGUCCACCGUUCGGCUUAGGGACGAGGCCGCCGUCGUCCUCUGGCCCAAAGGAGCCGGAAGUGACGUCGCCGCUGGACAUGGCCACAAUGGAAAAAGCCCUGGUUGCCAUAGCAACAGAGCUGCAGAGAGUCCACCUGCAGCUGAGCAGAGUGAUAGAGCAGGCGGGAACAUCGUGGAAGGACAGUGGAGACUCAUGAAUUAUCCUGGGUGAGAAAAACAAAAGACUGACGUUCUGCACAUACUCGUCGCUUUUUCCUUCUUUUCUUUUUUUUUUUAUUACGUUGUCUGUAAAGGAUCUUUUUAAAGCUUGUGUAUGUUUGGUAACAAUAAAAUAAAAUCAAGUGUAACACAAAUGCUGUGGGCUCCUCAUUAAUAAAGACUUUGUGGAAAGGUUGCCUCCCUCCUCCCACGCAGCGGUGAAGUCAUUUUCAGAGCUGCCAGCUUACAAGUCGCUGCAUGUGCUCGCAUGAGCGUUUACGCCGCGGCCUUGGUGUUUGCGUCGUGGUGGUGAGGUUCCGUUAAUACCGUCAGUGAACGGAGGUUGUAGACGGUGUUUCAUUCUAGGCAGGUCUCUUCCUCUCAUUAGUUGCCCCAGGAGUCGGAACACCCAGACACCACAGCUAACAGGGUGUUUUAUGAUUUAUGAACGCCUGCUGGUCGGCCCUCUAACCUCCACACACACACAUUAUCUAUUGUUAUAAACCACACGCAGGGUGGCUUGAAGUUUCCACUGUUACAUACAAAGUCGGACAGAGAACAGUGGGAAACACUUUAUUUCGUUGCGAUGUAACUUAAUGUUUGUUUGUGUUCAAUGUUCUGGCAUUUAUUUAUAUGCUUUUCUUUGUAUUUAUGCAAAUAAAUCUAGUUUAAGUGCAAAAUCUUGAGCCUAUACGUCAGAAAAAUAAGAAUAUUAUCCAUUUCAGCCAUUUAAGUGUAUGUCUUUGCACCUUUUAUUACAACUCUUCUGGUGAGGUGUCAAGUGUGUGUGUGUGUAUGUGUGUUUUCUUCCCUGGCCUUUUCUUUAA
Messenger RNA from Solea senegalensis (Senegalese sole), 4676 nucleotides. Its product is annotated as pentraxin-related protein PTX3-like. The record is from RefSeq and is a predicted model, not a curated record. NCBI's taxonomy places the organism in Eukaryota, Metazoa, Chordata, Actinopteri, Pleuronectiformes, Soleidae. Gene Ontology annotation, molecular function: complement component C1q complex binding. Gene Ontology annotation, biological process: innate immune response. The transcript has 2 exons. The coding region runs from base 3069 to 3848 and encodes 259 amino acids.